AUGCCUCAAGAGUCUAUAGAAAUAUAAAUGUUAAAACAACAAGUUUAGUUAUUACAAUAAGAACUUCAAUAAAUUCAUUAAUAUGGCAAUAUACGCAUACUCUGGAAUAAUAUAUUCUCAAAGUUAGAAACCAUCACAUUUACAUCUCAACAACCUCUCAAAAUCUAUUAGCAGUUGAUGUUUCGACAAAGCUUAUCUCAAGAUCAAAUCAAACUAGAGAAUCUCACCUAAGAUGCCGAAUGUCAGACUGAAGAUGAUUAAAUUAAAUUUUCAAGACACAAUCAAAUCCUGCAUUUCAUCAAUUAAAAUUGA
Paramecium tetraurelia is the source of this 312-nucleotide messenger RNA. RefSeq lists its product as uncharacterized. NCBI's taxonomy places the organism in Eukaryota, Ciliophora, Oligohymenophorea, Peniculida, Parameciidae. The record is from RefSeq and is a predicted model, not a curated record. The transcript has a single exon.